Ectocarpus sp. CCAP 1310/34 is the source of this 1769-nucleotide messenger RNA. NCBI's taxonomy places the organism in Eukaryota, Phaeophyceae, Ectocarpales, Ectocarpaceae. The record is from the annotation of a GenBank genome assembly.
GCUGCCGCAGAGCAGGGCUGUCCCACUGCCCCACCUGCAAUGCCCUUGACAGGCCGCCGGGCGCCCAUACUGGCACUGCUCUAUCACGCUGCUCAUAGCGGGCAUCGCAUCGAGGCUUUCGUACAUGUAGCAGCAAUACGACGAUGUUGGCACCGACUCGGCGGAGUGCACCAGCAAGCCUGCCACCAUCAGCAAGCCUCACACCUGCAAAGCAUCCUGCAACUGAAGCCGGUCGGUGGCCGAGACGAAACCCUGAAAGGAGCCCCAUCCACGGCGAUGACGAUGGGCGCCGAUGUCGCGAAAGCCUCCGUGGCGAUCAAAGCAGCGCCAACAGAAUCAAGUCGAUCGGGAGGUAUUCUGGGUCCUCUGAAGGAAAGCAUCAGAAACGACAGGGGGGGUGGCGAAGACUGCGACACUGCCCUCCUCUACUUUGCGUACGGGGCCAACAUGUGCCCUUCGAUUCUAACGAGCAAGAGAGGCGUGAAUCCCUUCGCAUCGCUACCUGCAGAGGCGACACAUUUCUCCACCGGUACAAGACGAAACCCGAGCGCUACCGAUGGAGUGGGCAGAGUCAUCCGUCGAGACAAGACAGACGCGCAGAAAUCGAGAGGGAUGUGCGUGUGCUUCUGCCAUCGCGCCGGUUACGCUACACUCGCACAUAGCCCUGGCCCUCCACAGUCGUGGGAGACAUCGCCGGGUGCGCACGGUGUGUUGCACGUCAUCUCGCCAUCCAGCUUGGAGAAGAUAGCAGCGUCAGAAAAUGGCUACGAAAAACGUUUGGUUGAUGUGGAAACGCCCACGAGGGAAAGGGACAUCGCCGUCUGUUUUGUCUCGAAUCCGUGGCAAGCACUUCCCGCAAGCGUCCCGCCAACGUCCAGGUAUCUUUCCCUGCUCCAAGACGGAGCAGCCUACCACAACGUCGACGAGGACUACAGAGCGUGGCUGGCACGACUGCCUUCUGUUCGCCCAGAGGAUGAGACGAUGUCCUCGGACCGGGUACGCACUCCUUCCAAGAUUGUGACGGAUACGGUGCUGGCCGUAGCGGCGUUUGCUGCUGUCGUAGCUGCUGGUGCGGCGACCAAUCCCUUCUGAAGUGGUCUCUUCAAUCGAUGUUAUUUUGGUGCUUGCGGACAUAUUGCGAACCCUUUCCUCGAGUUGAGAAGCAUGCAGGUUUGAAAUCCAUUCGUUUCUCCGCUCACCAGCUUUCCACCGAUUCUGUAAGGGGGGGGCGGGGGUCGCACCCCAGCCAAAUGUGGUAAACGUCGUCGGGUUCGGGUUUGAUGUUUGCGAAACAGGGGAGACUUCGGACCCUCGUUGUUAGCGUACGAACGUUUUGCGUGUUUGUGUACUUUGCCUGGCAAAGAGUCUAGGUUCACGUAGUUUUCCGGUCUAUGCUGCGAAAAUGAAAAUGGAGCACAUCACCGUGAUAAACACCUCAACAAUACCCGGCACACGCACAUAUGUUCUGAUUGACGGUGGCAUCUGAUGGCUCUUCUGAUUGGAACCUUUCUGUGCUUGCUUUCAAGUUACAAAAACUUUUAGACUUGUACGAUAUCAGGAGGAAAGUACAUUUGUCGAGCAGAACGAAUACAGUUGGGGUUUGUUAUUGUAACGGUCGAAUUGCAUUUGGCUUCAUCAUCUGUCGGAAACCUGGGGUCACCUCAGAAGAGAUUGUCUUCGCUGCCACUCCGUGCAUGAACGCGCACCGGCCGUAGCUAGUUGAUUGAGUAACGUGACGGAGCAACAGAGCGCUUGAAGAAACGGAAGGA